Messenger RNA from Aedes albopictus (Asian tiger mosquito), 977 nucleotides. It is a transcript of the gene ATPsynO, whose product is annotated as ATP synthase subunit O, mitochondrial. The record is from RefSeq and is a predicted model, not a curated record. Lineage: Eukaryota; Metazoa; Arthropoda; Insecta; Diptera; Culicidae. Gene Ontology annotation, molecular function: proton-transporting ATP synthase activity, rotational mechanism. Gene Ontology annotation, biological process: proton motive force-driven mitochondrial ATP synthesis. The transcript has 3 exons. The coding region runs from base 130 to 762 and encodes 210 amino acids.
ACCUAAUUUCGGAUGUGUGUGUACUACUGCGUCACGUUUUGACACAAGGCGCUGUCAAAAUUUUCAGUCAUCUCGAGUGAGGCAAACGACAAAAGUUAGAAGAAAAAUCCUCCAGAAUUCGCGCAGAAAAUGGCUGCAUCGGGAAAACUUUCGGUUCUGGCUCGCCAGCUGAGCACCAGCUCGGCCACCGCCCAGCUCGUUAAGCCACCGGUACAGAUCUUCGGACUGGAGGGUCGUUAUGCCUGCGCCCUGUACUCGGCCGCCCACAAGACCAAAGCGCUGGAAGCCGUCGAGAAGGACCUGAAGGGUCUGCAGAGCCAGAUGCGCUCGGAUCCGAAAGUGCGCGAUCUGCUGAUCAACCCGACGAUCAAGCGCAACGUGAAGGCCGCCGCCAUGAAGGAGGUUUCGUCCCGCGUCAAGUUCAACGCUGCCACCGGUAACCUGCUGACGGUGCUGGCCGAGAACGGUCGUCUGGGCCGCCUGGAUGGCAUCAUCAACGCCUACACGCUGAUCAUGGCCGCCGAGCGGGGUGAGGUCGUGUGCGAGGUCAAGACCGCCAAGCCACUGGAUGACGGCCAGCGCAAGCAGCUGGAGAGUGCUCUGAAGGCCUUCCUGAAGCCCAACCAGAGCAUCCAGCUGACGGCCAAGGUCGACCCGUCGUUGAUCGGAGGAAUGAUCGUUUCCAUUGGUGAUAAGUACGUCGACAUGAGCGUCGCCAGCAAGAUCAAGAAGUACACUGACAUCAUCUCCGCGCCGGUUUAAGAAGCUACAUAGAGACGAGUCUCCGGGUGUUGGUGAAGGUGGAAAGCCGGUGGAAAGUGUUGCCAUUGCAGUAAGUGAACAGCGCUGCCACUGGAGCAGUAUACUACGAUGGCAACGCUUUCUCCAGUGAUUGUUUUUCUGAAGCAAGGAAAUCCUUGUAGUAUGAUGCAGUACAUGUGUAAUAUCGAAAGCGAAUAAAAAAACGGUAAAUAUCA